GGUCAGAAUAUAAUGCCUUCUGGCGAUGUGUGCAAGCGGGAGCCACCUACCUCUUUGUCCAGCUAUGCAAGAUGCUGUUUUUAGCUACAUUCUUUCCAACCUGGGAGGGUGGUGCAGGAGCUUAUGAUUUCGUUGGAGAGUUCAUGAAAGCUACCGUAGACCUGGCUGACUUGGUGGGUCUGCACCUAGUGAUGUCCCGGAACGCGGGAAAAGGGGAAUAUAAGAUCAUGGUCGCUGCACUGGGCUGGGCCACGGCGGAGCUCAUUAUGUCUCGAUGCAUCCCACUGUGGGUGGGAGCUCGUGGCAUUGAGUUUGAUUGGAAAUACAUUCAGAUGAGUAUUGAUUCCAACAUCAGCCUGGUUCAUUACAUCGCCACCGCUGCCCUGGUGUGGAUGUUCACCCGCUACGAUUUACCCAAACAUUACCGACUGCCCCUUACUUUCCUCCUGGGUGUCAGUAUCUACAAAGCCUUCUUUAUGGAGUCAUUUGUGCACGUCUUUCUCCUGGGUAGCUGGACUGCACUUCUGGUGAAAGCGGUGAUCACUGGCCUCCUUUCCUUCAGCUCCUUGGCACUUUUUGUCACCCUGGUACACAGCAACUGAAGCUCCACCAAUUGUUACUCCCACUUGAGUGACCGUGUCUUUGUACAUCCUAAGAUCGCCCAGCUACGGAUUCUGUUUGCGAAGGUGUGCAGGCCUUUGCACUUCCUUCCUGCGCUGAGACCGGUUCCAGUUAUGAUCACUGUGGCAUUCCAAGAAUGAUGCUAAUUUAAAAAGUAUUAUUUAUACUUUGCCCAGUUUGAAU
This is a messenger RNA of Notechis scutatus (mainland tiger snake), 804 nucleotides long. NCBI's taxonomy places the organism in Eukaryota, Metazoa, Chordata, Lepidosauria, Squamata, Elapidae. The record is from RefSeq and is a predicted model, not a curated record.